This is a messenger RNA of Lates calcarifer (barramundi perch), 2293 nucleotides long. RefSeq names its product DnaJ heat shock protein family (Hsp40) member A3a (gene dnaja3a). Gene Ontology annotation, cellular component: mitochondrion. Gene Ontology annotation, molecular function: ATP binding; protein kinase binding; heat shock protein binding. Gene Ontology annotation, biological process: mitochondrion organization; response to heat; protein folding. The record is from RefSeq and is a predicted model, not a curated record. The transcript has 12 exons. Lineage: Eukaryota; Metazoa; Chordata; Actinopteri; Centropomidae. The coding region runs from base 2 to 1504 and encodes 500 amino acids.
CAUGCGCAGUGGGUCCGGAGCGGCGGUUAGUGAAGGAAUCAUGGCGUCCUCAGCUGCUCGGUGCUCCUCACGCUGGAUUACAGUCAUCGUGUCCUCUGGACCUCGCCGGGCCGCUGGUGCUGUUGUCUGCACUGGACAUGGAGGGGUCCGCAGUAUUUCUACAGUGGGAGCGGAAAAACUGUGGCGAGGAGGGAGCCUGGCGUGCGGCGGAGCAGGGAAAGCGUUGACAUUGAAAGGGCUGUCAGGUCUCAAAUCGCCUCAUGCUGUCUGCACACUGUCCUUUCACACAAGUGCCCCUGCUACCAGCAAGCAGGACUUCUACCAGAUUCUUGGGGUACCUCGCACAGCAAGCCAGAAGGAGAUCAAGAAAGCCUACUACCAGAUGGCCAAAAAGUACCACCCUGACACUAACAAAGAUGACCCACAAGCCAAGGAAAAAUUUGCUCAGCUGGCUGAAGCUUAUGAGGUUCUCAGUGAUGAAACAAAGAGGAAGCAGUAUGACACAUAUGGCUCAGCAGGCUUUGAUGCUGGUCAGGCUGGUGGAGGGCACCACUACUGGACUGGACAGACCAGCAGCAUGGACCCAGAGGAGCUCUUCCGCAAAAUCUUUGGGGAAUUCUCAGGAGGACGUGGGUUUGGAGACUUCAGUGCCAUAUUUGAUCAGCCACAGGAGCACAUCAUGGAGCUGACAUUCACUCAGGCAGCAAAGGGAGUCAACAAAGAGAUAUCGAUUAAAGUCGAUGCAGCCUGCCAGCGCUGCGAUGGCAAGGGCCACGAACCAGGCACUAAGGUCCAGCACUGCCACUACUGCAAUGGCUCCGGCAUGGAGACAGUGAAUACAGGACCAUUUGUGAUGCGUUCUACAUGCCGCCGUUGUGGCGGCAAAGGCACAGUCAUCUCUACCCCCUGUCACUCCUGCCAUGGGACGGGACAGACAAAGCAGAAGCAGACUGUGAUGGUUCCUGUGCCUGCAGGAGUGGAGGAUGGUCAGACAGUUCGAAUGCCAGUUGGUAAGAAGGAGAUCUUCAUCACGUUCAGGGUCCAGAAAAGUCCAGUGUUCAGGAGGGAAGGUGCAGACAUCCACUCUGACCUUUUCAUCUCUGUUGCACAAGCCAUCUUGGGUGGCACGGCAAGAGCACAGGGCCUUUAUGAAACACUCAACCUAUCAAUCCCUGCAGGCAUCCAGACAGACCAGAGGAUCCGACUUGCAGGGAAGGGAAUCGCUCGUGUCAGUGGCUAUGGCUUUGGAGACCACUAUGUCCAUGUCAAAAUAAAAGUACCUAAGACACUGACAGACAGGCAGAGAGCUCUGCUCCUGAGCUACGCUGAGGACGAGACGGAGGUGGAGGGGACGGUGAACGGCGUCACUGCCACCACCACAGGUGGGGGCAGCAGUGGUAAGAAGUCUGAGGCAGGGCAGAGCGGGUAUGACAAGAGGGAAGCAGAGUUGAAACAAGAGGGGGGCUUCUUCUCCAAAUUAAAGAGAUUGUUUAGUUCUUCCUGACAGCCACAAACCAGGUAAAAGAUCCUGGAACUGAGAGGCUCCACCAGCAGAUCAGAGGGCAGAGAGAAGGGCAGCGUUAAGCAAGGACACCCACAUUCUUGAAAAAGACACAAAGGUUUGAGAUGGGUGGCCGGAUGAGGCCUUACAAGGGUUCUGGAUGGAUCAGUGUGGACCUACCUGCCAUGUCCUGCAGUGGAUAAAGAAGAGGAUUACCUGCUCUGUUCCUCUGCCAAAGUGGAUCCACUCACAACAGGAUGUUCCAGUGCACCAGUCACCUCUCUGUCAGAUGUCCAUGGAAACAUGAUGAUAACACAACCCAUGCGUACAAAAUAAAUCAUUGUAUUGACAAAGACUACAAAUACAUCCAAAAGUUUUAUUCAGGAUUAAUUGACCCUCCUGUUAUUAAUCCUUUUGUUCUGUAUGCUUUGGUUGUGUUUUGAUGAAUUCUUCCUAAGAUUCUCAGCACUGUCAGUCCUAACAGGUCAAACAUUGUCAGACUACAUGUUUACUUUUAAGUGUUGGACAGUGUAGAAGUGUGUCUCCAGUGGUUAUCCUGGUCUUCUCUCUCAGAUGGAGGAUUAAACUGUUGGAAAUGUUAGAUUUUUUUGAUCUACAAACACCAAUAACUCUGAUCUGUCCUUCUUUUAAUCCCUUGCAUUAUGAGAGAAAUCACUUGCAAGUUCUUAACCAUAAUUACAUUUGUACAUAGACAGUGCUAGAUGAUACAUGCAACAAUGUGUCAUAAGGAGAUAUACUGUACAGCAAUAAUAAAGCUAUAAUCUGGGAAAA